Messenger RNA from Acaulospora morrowiae, 426 nucleotides. The record is from the annotation of a GenBank genome assembly. Lineage: Eukaryota; Fungi; Glomeromycota; Glomeromycetes; Diversisporales; Acaulosporaceae.
GUGGUCGAAAGUAUUUUUUAUGCUUACCGAGUUACUGGUGACACGAAAUAUCAAAAAUGGGGCUGGAAAAUCUUCAAACAACUCGUAAAGCACUGCAAAACCCCAACCGGGUUUUCGGGAUUGAGAGACGUGAUGAUGGACAAAAACAGGAAAGGCUACGAUGAUGUAGAUAACAUGAUUACGCGCGAGGUUAAUAAGAGUACUAUUGGAGGAAACAGACACCAUAAAAAUUAUGAAAGUAAUUGGGACGAUAUGCAACACAGUUAUUUCUUAGCAGAAACACUGAAAUAUCUUUAUCUUUUGUUUAAUGAUCAUAAUCUAAUUUCUUUGGAUGAAUACGUAUUCAACACUGAAGCUCAUCCCAUAAGGAUUGGUGGAGGGACGACCAGGACAAAUAGAAGCAAAACAUCUUUUGAAUCGGUAAAA